AUGAGGAUAGCUGAGGGCGGUUUCAGCUUUGUUUAUCUUGGUACGGACCUCCAGAAUGGCAGCCGGGAGGUCGCGCUGAAACUUUAUCAUUUCAAGGACAAGAACGAGCUCAAGUUCCCCAUCCAUGAGGCCCGUGUCCUCGCCGAUAUCAACGGGAUUGUCCUCGACGAUAUCAACGGGAAUGUCCUCGACGAUAUCAACGGGAACAAGGGUAUUCCCACGAUAUACUGGUCCGGCGACGAAUGUGAAUACCACGUCAUUGCGCAGGAACUGCUGGGUCCGACACUUUAUGCUCUACUCGACCAGUUCAGAGUCUUCUCUUUCAAGACGACACUCCUCAUUGCCGACCAAGCGAUCGAGCGACUGGAGUUUAUCCACAGCAAAGGGUAUCUGCAUGGCGACAUCAAGCCAGCCAACAUGGCCAUGGGACAGGGCGAACACGGCAACUUGCUUUAUUUUCUUGACUUUGGAUCAGCCAGAAAAUUUGGCCAUGAUGAGGAAUGGAAGUCCAGGCAUGGGAAAGGAUUUUUCUCUACCGAUUUGUACGCCAGUCCGAACAUCAUCGAUGGAAAAGGUUGCUUGCCACGGAGAUGCAAACUACAACGCCCAUCUGUCCGAAAGAUGUGCAAGGGCCUGCCAAAAGAAUUCUUCGAGUAUUUCCGACACAUCCGUUCGCUAGAGCAUGGGCAAAAGCCAGAUUAUGAUCAUCUUCGCGAGCUCUUUUGCUGCGCUUCCCGCAAUCGUGGUUAUCAGUACGACAAUAUCUACGAUUGGACCUCAAAGUGGUUCAACGAGGUGCAUGGCAUCAAAUCCACGCCCAAGAAGCAGUCCGAGCUGGUAGAGAAGCAAAUCACGAUAUCUUUGACGCCACAUGAAUUGGCCUCUGCAGGAGGUUCCAUCGAAAUGCAACUGUGA
This is a messenger RNA of Beauveria bassiana ARSEF 2860, 915 nucleotides long. RefSeq names its product casein kinase 1 epsilon. Gene Ontology annotation, biological process: peptidyl-serine phosphorylation; signal transduction. Bases 1 to 915 code for a protein of 304 amino acids. The record is from RefSeq and is a predicted model, not a curated record. Gene Ontology annotation, molecular function: protein serine/threonine kinase activity; ATP binding. Gene Ontology annotation, cellular component: cytoplasm; nucleus. NCBI's taxonomy places the organism in Eukaryota, Fungi, Ascomycota, Sordariomycetes, Hypocreales, Cordycipitaceae. The transcript is spliced from 4 exons.